AUGUCUUCAACUUCGAUUAUUCUUCUGGCUGUUUGCGCGGUUUCAGCUUUUGCUGUCAUGGGUAAAAUUUAAUUUUUUUCUAGAGAAAAAUCUUGUAUUUUUUUUUAUUUUCAGAUUAUCAUCACUCCUAUUAUCAACCAAAAUACCAUGGCUACGAACACAAGGAACACUACAAUCCAAUUUCUGAAUACUACCACUCAUACGGUCCAAAAUAUGAGGAUUAUCAUAAGAAAGAGCCAUCUUACACGCCAUAUUACGGUAGUUCAUAUAAUCAUCAUGAUGAUGAUUAUUCGAAGCCAGAAUAUUAUGGAAGUAAAUAUGAGCAACCAAAAUAUGAGGAAUAUCAUGGAGCACAUGAUGAUCAUUAUUAUGGAGCUGAGCAUCAUUAA
Molecule: messenger RNA, 389 nt
Organism: Caenorhabditis angaria
Lineage: Eukaryota; Metazoa; Nematoda; Chromadorea; Rhabditida; Rhabditidae
Source: the annotation of a GenBank genome assembly